GUGGUCACUCCAAGUGGUAGUGUAACUGCUCGACAGUUGUCAAGAGCGCAUUGUAUAGAUAAUACUGAUGAGGUUCACCGGAUACGCGCGGCUCACCCGACAUCAGAAACCCACGUUCUCCGCGGUGGAAGGCUGUUAGGCGAACUAUACCCAUUGCGAGCAUUUGGUGAUGUCCGGUUCAAGUGGCCCUUAGAUUUACAAAAGGUUGUUUUGGAACCGUUAGGUAGUCCAGCUCCUCCCAAUCUUCACACUCCUCCUUACCUCACGGUAUCACCAGAGGUACUCUACCAUAAACUAACGCCUAACGAUAAGUUUUUGGUGUUAGCGUCGGACGGCUUGUGGGAAUGGCUCGAUCCGGACACUGUUGUACGACUCGUAUAUGACCAUACAGUCGGAACGAUGACGUUGCUUCCAUAUCAACCGAAAAGUGGCUCGUCACUUAAGCAGGUGCUCCUGGAUCUUCAAGAGCGGAAGUUAGGCGAAAAAAGCCAUAAGAAGCCCAUAGACGAGAACUUGUGCGACGC
Ostertagia ostertagi is the source of this 524-nucleotide messenger RNA. The record is from the annotation of a GenBank genome assembly. Lineage: Eukaryota; Metazoa; Nematoda; Chromadorea; Rhabditida; Trichostrongylidae.